AUGUCGUUUGCUGAUCUACCCAAGUUUGAUGAGUUGAAAGACCCAAAGCGCUUCUGGUCAGCAGAGAAGGCACAUGUGGCACAAGUAGUCAAGUCCGAAGUCCGGACAGGGGAGCGAGUAUGCGUGAACUGGGAAAUGACAAGACUGGAAACGCCUGGAUUCAAUCGAUUCCGAUGUGAGCAUGAGAUUGUGCCGAUUCCGAAUUAUGAAGGCAUUGCCUGGGACGACAUCUGGCGCUUCAAUCCUCAGGCUUCGAGCCAGUGGGAUGGAUUCCGCCACUAUUCCACGGACAUGGGAGAUGGCACGAGAGCUUGGUACGGCGGCACCAAGACCUGGGAAUCCCUUACUCUUGACCAGAAGGAGGAGUACCGGACGCAGACCCAGACGCAAAAACACAGACACAGUGGCCUGAUCCAGAGCGAGGCAGUAGCUCGGUUCAUGUGGGACUACCAUAUCGUAGCUGUUGCCGGAGAUGGUGUCGGUGUCGAAGUGCGGCCAAAUCGAGACGAUGACUGGUCGAUGCACCACUAUUGUCUGGCAGGCUGGAGUGUUCCGAUCGGCGAAAUGUUUGAUCUGGAACGAUUGGCAGACUUGUGCAAGAAGCUGAAUCGGUGGACAUUCUUCGUCACUUUCCAGCCCACUGAACCAUCCGCGAGGAGUUCUGUCGCCGCCAAACUGCAUGGCGCUUUUCUAGGGCGAUGAUAUGGUGGACAGAGAGCUUGCAUACUUGUUGAAUGGGAAUAAGAUGUGCUGUUCCACUUCAUGUUCGUCUUCUCUGGAAUCGUGAUGUAUGCGUAUUUGCGUCGGCCAAGUCAGCUUGGGGUAGUCUUCGAACCAACGCUUCCCGCCUGGCGCCUUGCAUCCGU
This is a messenger RNA of Zymoseptoria tritici IPO323, 866 nucleotides long. RefSeq lists its product as uncharacterized. The record is from RefSeq and is a predicted model, not a curated record. The transcript is spliced from 5 exons. NCBI's taxonomy places the organism in Eukaryota, Fungi, Ascomycota, Dothideomycetes, Mycosphaerellales, Mycosphaerellaceae. Gene Ontology annotation, molecular function: arylformamidase activity. Bases 1 to 702 code for a protein of 233 amino acids.